Messenger RNA from Suncus etruscus (white-toothed pygmy shrew), 930 nucleotides. RefSeq names its product olfactory receptor 14A16-like. Gene Ontology annotation, biological process: G protein-coupled receptor signaling pathway. Gene Ontology annotation, molecular function: G protein-coupled receptor activity; olfactory receptor activity; odorant binding. NCBI's taxonomy places the organism in Eukaryota, Metazoa, Chordata, Mammalia, Eulipotyphla, Soricidae. The record is from RefSeq and is a predicted model, not a curated record. The transcript has a single exon. Gene Ontology annotation, cellular component: membrane. Bases 1 to 930 code for a protein of 309 amino acids.
AUGGACAAUCUCACCUCAGGGGGCACAUUCUUCCUGCUGGGCUUUGCCACCACGUUGGAGCUGCGGGUGCUGCACGCUGCCCUCUUCCUGCUGCUCUACCUGGCCUCACUGCUGGGCAAUCUGCUCAUCAUCACCCUCACCACCAAGGACCACCACCUGCACACGCCUAUGUACUUCUUUCUGGGGAACCUGUCUGUGCUGGACCUCUGCCUCAUCUCUGUCACGGUGCCCAAGUCCAUCAUCAGCUCUGUGAUGAACGACAACACCAUCUCCUUCCUCGGAUGUGUCUCUCAGGUCUUCUUCUUCUUCCUCCUGGCCACAACAGAGGUGGCGCUGCUCACGGUUAUGUCCUACGACCGCUAUGUAGCUAUCUGCCAUCCUCUCCGUUACGAGCUCAUCAUGAGCCCUGGGGCCUGCAUGCAGAUGGCGGCCUCCUCGUGGGCCAGCGGGGUUGUCAAUGCCAUGCUGCACACCACAGCCACCUUCUCGGCACCCCUGUGUGGGCCUCCCCAAGUGCAGACGUUCUUCUGUGAUGUUCCACAAUUGCUCGCCCUGGCCUGCUCCUACAACAUCGGAGAACUGGUGAUCAUUGGACUCAGUCUGCUGCUGGACUUCGGCUGUUUCAUGUGCAUUGAUUUUUCAUAUAUUCACAUCUGUUUGGCAGUGCUCAGGAUGCGCUCACGUGAAAGCAAGUCCAAGGCACUGUCCACCUGCCUGCCUCACCUUCUGGUGGUCACCCUGUUUCUCUCCUCAGGCUUCUUUGCCUAUUUGCGCCCUUUGCCCAAGUCUCCGUCACUCCUGGACUUGCUGGUCUCCGUGUUCUACACGGUGGUACCACCCACCAUGAACCCCCUCAUCUACAGUAUGAGAAACAAGGACAUGAAGGCAGCACUGAAGAGGCUAGGAAGGACUGGGCACCAUACAUCAUAG